AUGCGUUUCUCAGUCACCGCCACCGCGCUCUUCGCCCUCGUUGCAGCUACCCCCUCAGCCGCCAACCAAUGGACCAGCCAACUUACCAAGGACCUUCAGGGCCUGGCUUUGUCCACAAGAUCCAUCUGGGGACCUGCUGGAAUUAUCACCCGCGUUGAUGGGCCUCUAUUCGCGGACAACUUGGGCAAAUUCCCUGAAAUCGUCAGUGGAUUGAAGGCUGUUGUGAAGAAGGUCAACGAGGUGACCGCCAGCCUUCCCCAUGCCUUCCCAGGCGUUGAGUUGAAGGAUUUGUACCCAAUCGAUUGGGCGUAUGAUGAUUUCCUCAUCGACCAGCAAAUUCUCAUGAACGUCCUGAACCUGAAGUCGCACAAGUUCAGCGAUAGCAUUCCUAUCAAGGCUGAUCCUCUCAUCGCUGUUCUCAACGAGCUCGAGCCCGCUAUUAACUGCUUCGCUGAUGCCGCCAAACUCCUGUUCCUACCUGAGCCCCGUCUGUUGGAGAACAAGCGUAGCACCCUCAGCAAGACGAUCAAGGCCGUGGUCAGCAACUACAGCCAAAAGGCCCCUAAGGUGAGGCGCACUUUCACCGCCUAG
Messenger RNA from Pseudogymnoascus verrucosus, 591 nucleotides. RefSeq lists its product as uncharacterized. The transcript is spliced from 4 exons. The coding region runs from base 1 to 591 and encodes 196 amino acids. The record is from RefSeq and is a predicted model, not a curated record. NCBI's taxonomy places the organism in Eukaryota, Fungi, Ascomycota, Leotiomycetes, Thelebolales, Thelebolaceae.